This is a messenger RNA of Osmerus eperlanus (European smelt), 3894 nucleotides long. RefSeq names its product zinc finger protein 541 (gene znf541). Gene Ontology annotation, molecular function: transcription corepressor activity. The coding region runs from base 167 to 3268 and encodes 1033 amino acids. Lineage: Eukaryota; Metazoa; Chordata; Actinopteri; Osmeriformes; Osmeridae. Gene Ontology annotation, cellular component: transcription regulator complex; histone deacetylase complex. The transcript is spliced from 15 exons. The record is from RefSeq and is a predicted model, not a curated record. Gene Ontology annotation, biological process: negative regulation of DNA-templated transcription; regulation of transcription by RNA polymerase II.
ACUAGACUAGCUAACAGUAAAUUGGCCAAGAUUGAAUGAAGUGUUUCUGUGCGUAGCAAUGGCAAAACAACAGAACUCUACAAGUUAAUCUAUUGGGGAGCAAAUUAUAAAGACGGAUGAAUACGAGCACUUCUUGUCCUCACUUUCAUUAAGGAAAUACUUAACCAUGGAAGCUGUCAGUGGCCUCACAGCCCCCACUCCUUUGGCAGCCCCUCCCCCUGACAUUUUGCAGUCAGAGCCUUGGAUGGGAUCUGUUACUGCAGACAUAUAUGAUCAGUCUCUGUCUGAGGAGUAUUCGUUGACAGUAGACCUGCCUGUCCGUGACUCCUCCUACGAGUGCUCGCUCUGUCUCAAAAUGUUCGGGACGGCGAACUCACUCAGCAAACACCUUCUGACGCACCAGCAAGAAAGACCACAUGUGUGCUCCAUCUGCCAGCGAGCUUUUAAACGUCACGACCACCUCAGUGGCCACAUGCUGACUCAUCAGAAACGCAAGCAGUUUCCUUGUGCAGAGCCUGGAUGUCGGAAGAGCUACUAUGACUCUCAUUCCCUGAAGCGCCACUAUAUGUCUCAGCAUAUCUCCCCCUUCGUCGCUCCCAUUACCCAGUGUGUCCCUCCUCCAGCCCACUCUGCCAAGACCCAGUGGGAGCCUGUGGAAAGACCUGCUGGAUUCUUUGAAGGCUCAGCAGACACAUGUAAUUACCACUCACUGUUCCUCUCUCCGCCACAGGCUAGAUCAGACAAACUACAGCAUGGUUCUGACUAUUCUGCCUAUGCCAGCUACAAUAGCAACGAAAGUUUACCUCCCCCGGAUGGCUCGCUGGUGAAAAGCUGCCUAGAGCCCAACCUGUCUCAGCCUAAGUCUGUGUUAGUUCUGGCACCAUGGAGGCAGGGAUCUGAUAAAGGUCCUUGUAAUGACUGUACAGGGGAACUACAUCCAUCCCAGUGGAACCCUGACCCCCAGGUCCAGGAGAAGGCCCAGACCCAGGUCCACUUCGGCAGCAUGACAGGAUUGGAAGGCCCAGGCACUCAAAGCUGGGACAGUAGAAUCGACAUCCCUGUCUCUGACCUCCAAGCGCUGGAGGAAAUCAUGUCAUAUGACCCGUGCAGUGGGGCAGCCAAUGCCGGAAUAGACAGCACAGUGAUGCCCUUUGCAGCAACAGACAUACCCUCUCAGUCCAAACAACUCAACGUAGUAAAACAGACAUAUAGCCAGAUGAGCUCUGAAGGUAAACCCCAGGAUAAACUUCAGCUUUAUCCUUUUGAAAACACAAAGUCCUCCGCAUGCUCCAUUUCUAUCAUACCCGCCAAGCCCGUUCUCCGCGCCGCUCACAGCUUCACUCAGUCAGCCCUCCCAAACCAGCCCAACCCCGGUGGGCCACCCCCGCCUAUCCUCCCUCCUGUCCUCUACAGCAUGGUGAAAUCAAAGGCGUGUCUAGACAGGGUGGACAUGAAGAAGAGGAGCGAGAGGCGCAAGAAGUUGCCGACGGCACAUCUCCCUGCUCCGCCUCUCCCCCCCGUCCCCCCCGCCUCCACCCUCCUAGCUCCACGGCGGCCCCGGCCUCGCCCGCUCCACCUGGUCUCCCCCAGCCAGGUGGCCAUGGCCUCUUUCUCAGACAGCUCAGCCUGCCAGCACGUCAAGGCAGGAAAUACCAGUGUACUAGGAGAGGGACCAGAUGCUAGUGAGUGGAGGAUUCCAAACUUCCCACGUGCAAACAAGGCUUCAGGAGGACCAAGUGGAUCGUCAGUCAAAAUAGAAUCACACUCUCCUGAGAGUGAAGACUCAGGACCACAGGGGGAGAGGUCUCCCGCUAAAUACAUGGCUCUGUCUCCGCUGGUCAUUCCAGUCUCAGUCCCUGUCACGACAGAUCCUGACUUGGCAUACAAGGAGCGAGAAGACAGCACUCGUACUCCAGACGCUCAGGGCUGCUCCGGGAGGGUGCGGGGGAACCGCCGCCUGGACUUCAUGAAGAGCCUCAUCAUCCCCCCUCCCGCCCCGCGCCGACUCCCGGCCGAGGAGGCGAUGGGGGGCGCGUGGGGCCGCGGUGCGGGCUGCUACACUAGCCAGCUACGCUCCCCGAUGUACCUAGUGGACCACCUGCUGAACCCCAGCUCUCAGCCCCCGCCCUACACCCCCCCACCUAUGCUGAGCCCGCUCCGUCCCGGGACAGGCCUGUACUUCAGCACCCUGCCCCCCCUUCACCCCUGCCCUCCACCCAGCACCUACACAGCCACACUGGAUGGAGUUGAUGGGAUCUCCUUGGAGAUGGACGACACAGUUGUCAGUAUAAAACCGAGGAUCAACGUGGGCCAGCGCUUCCAGGCAGAGAUCCCUCCCACGCGCAACGUGCUCCUGAUGCUGUACGACGAGCACCCUGCCCAGCUGGUGUGGGCUCCAUGGGGAGACACGUCCACCAACACAGACACACAGAAGAGGGUGGAAGAACUGCUGGAUCUGUGCUGUUCCAGCGUGCUGCCAGGAGGGGGCACUAACACAGAGCUGGCUCUCCACUGUCUGCAUGAGGUUCAGGGAGACAUUCUGGCUGCACUGGACCUGCUCUUGAUGAGAGGAGACUACCGUUCUUCCACUCACCCCUUGAGUGACUAUCAUUACGCAGGGUCCGAUCAUUGGACCCCUCUGGAGAAGAGACUAUUCUGUAAAGCUCUGCUCACACAUGAGAAAGACUUCCAGCUGAUUCACAGUGAGUUGCAGACCAAGUCUGUGUCCCAGUGCGUGGAGUACUACUACGGCAUGAAGAAGAUCAAGAAGUUCAAGCCACGAUCAAGCAACCGAGGAUCCGACAAGAAGGAAGGAGCUGAAACUGAGUCGUCUCCAGAGCACACCGAGGACAAUCCACUUGGACGACGAGGGUCCAGAAGGAGGCUACUGAGACCGGACUACAGGGCCAUGGGCCUGCUGGAGGAGAACUCGGCCUCUGGAGGUGCCUUGGAGUACACCUGUCGGGAGUGUGGGCGGGUCUUUGACCGGGUGAAGAGCCGCAGCGCUCACAUGAAAAGCCACAGGAAGUCGGAGAGGCAGUGGCUGUCCAGGUCCAGCUGGUCCACAGCCUGCCCUGCAGACGAGCCCCCCCAGGAGCCCACGCUGUCCAGGUCCAGCUGGUCCACAGCCUGCCCUGCAGACGAGCCCCCCCAGGAGCCCACGCUGUCCAGGUCCAGCUGGUCCAUAGGCUGCCCUGCAGACGAGCCCACGCGCAGCCCCCACACCUCGCCUACGCUCUACUCCUCCAGAGGGAUCCUCUACACAUAGUUCAACUGACACCUCAGUCUGUGUUUUAUACUGACAAGUGAACUUUCACACGUGGCAAAGUUGUGUUGUACUUGCCAGUAUUUUGUCAGUAUUUUGUAAGAGGCUUUUAAUUUAUUUUAGGGAGUAUUCUUUUAAAAUUAUGUUUUAACAAUCAAAUGAAAAAGAAGGGGAGAUCAUUCAAAUUAGAGCACGCUGCAAAGAUGUAAUGUUGCAUUCCAACUGUUGGACAGGUUAAGGUAGUCCAUGUUGUUGUUUUAUUCUCUAAACCAUAUUGUUUGUUACAACAAGAGCAAGGAAAAACUUGCCCAAUGCCUUGGGGCUUCAUUUAAUAAUCAAUAUUUUAGUACAGGGAAGAGAGAUGUUUUAUUUUUAGGCAGUUUACUUAGCUUUAGCAAUAAUUCAACAACACAAAUUCAGAUUUUAAACACAUAAGUGCUAAUAUUGUUACUGUUCUCUUACACCUGAGAUAAUGAGGAUGGUAUGACUUCAACAGCCUCACAUAUUAAGUGGCCUGCCAGAGUUUACUUUUAUCCACAGUUAAGGAACACUUUACUCUCUGAACUCUGUUCUGUCAUUGCGAGUGUUGAUACGUUUAUUGUUUUAUAAUAAAUAACUUCAUGCCUCUA